Papaver somniferum (opium poppy) is the source of this 1751-nucleotide messenger RNA. RefSeq lists its product as uncharacterized. The transcript has 6 exons. The record is from RefSeq and is a predicted model, not a curated record. NCBI's taxonomy places the organism in Eukaryota, Viridiplantae, Streptophyta, Magnoliopsida, Ranunculales, Papaveraceae. Bases 107 to 1504 code for a protein of 465 amino acids.
ACCCAAAAAAUUCUCCCGCAGAAGAAAAAAAAUCCGUGUCUAAAUACGCCAAAUUUCUUCCGAUUCCCUCCAUUUCUCAAAAAAAUUCAAACGAAAUUUCUCUCUCAUGGCGGAUUUUGGAGCUCCAACUUUCUCUUUAGGGUUAGAUCUAGAUUUCGAUUCUGAGAUACCUCCUCAAGACAAUAAACUAGAAGCUCCAUACGAACCUCCACCUCCUGAUUCAAUCGAAUUGAGCUCCCAAGAGGAAGAAGUAAAUAUCCAACAGCAAACCCCAAUUCCUGAUGUUGAAGAGUCUCGUCCUGUUCUGAAGCGCCUUAGACGAGGAGGAUCUUCGUCUAAUAAUCAGCAUAAACAAGAAUCUGUGUUUAUAUCUUCAACUGUUGAUGAUGAUAUCGAGGAUUUCUCUUCGCAAGAAGAUAUCCCCAGAGAUACACGUUCAGCUGUACAAAAUCAUUCUGUGGCAAGCACUUCGAAGCUCGCAUUACCUGCUCGCAGACCGUUACCCAGACAAUGGAUGACUAAUCCCAAAGCCAACAAAGAAAUACCAAGUUCGAAGGCUUCAACUUCUAAGAGUUUGGAUGCAAGCGAGAAAAAAGUAAAGUUUCCACUCGGUCCUGUCAGAAGAUUCCCGAUACUUGAUUCUGAUUUUGAUUCAGAUGAUGUGUCUAGUGGAGAAGAUCAACAUGAAGAUGCUCCUGUGGUUGAUUCAUCUAGUAGAAAGAGACAAUUUAGUUCCACCCAACCUGUGGCAGGGCAGCAAAAGAUGGCAAAAUCAGGUAAAAUUGAGGAUUUGUGGAAAGAUUUUACUACCAAAAUCUCUACACCUGCUCUUGAUGAGUUCUGUGAAGAGUACUUCAAGUCUGCGGAGAAUAGUAAUGUAAAUCAGGCAAAGGACAAAGGUGUACAUCUCGGCACCUCCAGACCUUUUUUUCAGAAAGUGGCCAUUAGAGAAACCUUCAAUAAAGAUGGGCAACCUCCUGCUUACCUGUACUUUUACAAUGAUGACCCGAGAAUCCAGAGGUUAGUUCGUGAACGGUUACCUUAUUUUUCUCCCCUUGCUGCAAAGGAGAACCACGUUGACAAGGAAUCUGAAGUAGCAGCCAUUGACUACAUGAGUCAAUUUGGCCACAAAGAAGCUGCCACUCCAAUUUCUGGAAAGGGUAAGAAAAUCCUUGAGAAGACACCAAAAAGAAGCAGGAAGAAUGCGAAAAAAUCAAAUGCUAAAGAGGCAGUACAAGAUUCUGCAAACUGGGUGAAUCCUAAAAGCUCUGCUAACAUCCCAAAGGAUGCUGGAAAGAGGAGAGUUCAGGCGAAUAAUCGUGCUACUGGUCACUGGUAUACGAAUGCAGAUGGAAAAAAGUCUUUCUUCAGAUUUAUGUCAAUAAAAAUGGGCAAGAAUUAUCUGGUCAGAUUGCUUAUAGGCAUCACAAAAAGGAGAAUUGUGGGUUUAAAAAGUCAAGAAAGAAAACUAGUCCAAAGAAGAAGUCGAAACGCUGAAGAUUAAACUCAGACAGUUCUCUCUGCUUUACGGUUACCAUAUCUCAGUUGUCAACAAUGACAAGGGAAACCAAUCGGCGGCAGUAGUUACCAAAACAAGAUUCUAGUUAUGAAAACUAGUAUCAUCACGAAGAAGUGUUUUAAGCCAGAAAGUUCGAAAUAGUAGAGUGAUUUUUAUGGGAAAUAUAAAAAUGGUACGGUUAACUGAAUUCAUGUCUGCUUAUGUUACAGUAAAUCCAAGAAACAUAUCUAUC